Molecule: messenger RNA, 1584 nt
Organism: Cannabis sativa
Lineage: Eukaryota; Viridiplantae; Streptophyta; Magnoliopsida; Rosales; Cannabaceae
Exons: 3
Coding region: 119-1192 (357 amino acids)
Cellular component (GO): cytosol
Molecular function (GO): protein-folding chaperone binding
Source: RefSeq, a predicted model, not a curated record
UCAAUUUUACUAUCACCGAUUCACCAAAAAGAAAAUCUUAAUUAUAAAUAAGAUAUGUAAUAUAUACAUAUAGAGAGAGAAACAGGAGAGACAGAGACAGAGACAGAGAGGAGAAGAAAUGGGGGUUGAUUACUACAACAUACUGAAGGUGAAUCGGAACGCCAGCGAGGAUGACCUGAAGAAGGCUUACAAGAGAUUGGCCAUGAUAUGGCACCCAGACAAGAAUCCGGCGACGAAGCGGUCGGAGGCGGAGGCAAAGUUUAAGCGAAUCUCAGAAGCUUACGACGUCCUCAGCGACCCCCUCAAGCGCCAGAUCUACGAUCUUUACGGCGAGGAGGCUCUCAAGUCCGGCCAAUUCCCUCCUCCGCCACCUGCUUCUUCGUCCAACUCGUUUACGCCAUCGUCUUCUUCACGCGCCUCCCAUUUCCGGCAGAACAACCAUAACCACCCCAGCUCCUCCUUCAGGUUCAACCCCCGGGACGCUGAGGAUAUAUACGCUGAGAUCUUUGGAUCGGAGUCGGCAAGCUCGGGUUCUGGGAGGAGUUCGAGUAGGGGGAGGGGUUAUAGGGAUGGGUUCUUUAGGGCCACAAAUGGUACUUCAGAUUUUUCCGUUCAUGGCAGUGGUGGGUCUGGGGCUCAGCGGAAGGCCAAUGCGGUGGAGAAUCUGUUGCCUUGUAGUUUGGAGGAUCUUUGUAAAGGUAUCAAGAAGAAGAUGAAGAUUUCAAGAAACGUCUACGAUUCAUUUGGUAAGUCUCGCACGGUGGAGGAGAUACUGACAAUUGAAAUAAAGCCUGGAUGGAAGAAAGGCACAAAGAUAACUUUCCCUGAUAAGGGUAACCAGGAGCCCGGAGUCAUUCCUGCUGAUUUAAUUUUUGUGGUGGAUGAAAAACCGCAUGCUGUAUACAAAAGGGAUGGUAAUGAUCUUGUGCUCAAUCAGGAAAUAACUCUUUUAGAGGCUCUAACAGGAAAAGUCCUUGACCUCACCACCCUGGACGGAAGAAAUCUUAUGAUCCCAUUGACCGAAAUCAUCAAGCCAGGUGCUGAAAUGGUUGUCCAAAAUGAGGGAAUGCCGAUCUCAAAAGAACCGGGAAAGAAAGGCAACUUGAGAAUCAAAUUUGAUGUUCAAUAUCCUUCAAGACUUACUGCCGAACAGAAAACUGAUCUGAGAAGAGUUCUGGGAGGAAUUCUAUGAUGAUUCCUAAUUAUUAACCUCAUGGUGUAAAUAACCACGCCUAUUUUAUUGAAGGAUGUGAAUACUGUUGAAACUUUGCAGGGCUGAAAGGAAUUUUGGAAUCAGCUUUGUAAGGUCCUUCCAUUACAAUUAGAUACUUUUUUGAUAGGAUCAAGAUCAAUCUUUUGUUGUUAAUAAUAGUAUUAGCAGUGUCUUGGCUUACUUGAAAAGAUGGAUAGGUUAUUUAGCUUGCAUUUUUGGUCGGUUAUUUUUCAUUUUUACCAUUGAUUUCUCUUCUAUAUAUACUUUGGAAAUAGUUUUGGAUUUUUUCAUGACAUAACUGGUUUUGUUACUUUAGGAAUUUGAAUUGUUUCAUUUAUUAUUUAUUUAUUUAUUUGCAUCGGUUUGUUUAA